Molecule: messenger RNA, 1059 nt
Organism: Penicillium pulvis
Lineage: Eukaryota; Fungi; Ascomycota; Eurotiomycetes; Eurotiales; Aspergillaceae
Product: replication factor C subunit 4
Exons: 5
Coding region: 1-1059 (352 amino acids)
Biological process (GO): DNA repair; DNA-templated DNA replication
Cellular component (GO): Elg1 RFC-like complex; DNA replication factor C complex; Ctf18 RFC-like complex
Molecular function (GO): ATP hydrolysis activity; ATP binding; DNA binding
Source: RefSeq, a predicted model, not a curated record
AUGGUUCAAGCUGAAUCUUCCUCAAGCGCUGCACGCAAUGGUGCUAAAGCCUCCACUGCAGGUGCUCCUGCAGACUACGAACUCCCUUGGGUCGAGAAGUACCGCCCCGUCUUCCUGGAUGAUAUUGUUGGCAAUACCGAGACCAUUGAACGUUUAAAAAUCAUCGCCAAGGAUGGAAAUAUGCCUCACGUUAUCAUUUCCGGCAUGCCAGGAAUUGGAAAGACAACCUCGGUGUUAUGUCUAGCUCGACAAUUGCUUGGAGACUCGUAUAAGGAGGCCGUGUUGGAGCUUAAUGCAAGUGACGAGCGAGGUAUCGACGUAGUGCGCAACCGGAUCAAGGGUUUUGCCCAGAAAAAGGUCACUUUGCCCCCAGGUCGUCACAAGCUGGUCAUCCUUGAUGAAGCAGAUAGCAUGACUCCGGGUGCUCAGCAAGCACUGCGACGUACAAUGGAGAUCUACUCGACUACCACUCGAUUCGCCUUUGCCUGCAACCAAUCGAACAAGAUUAUCGAGCCACUGCAAUCUCGCUGUGCUAUCCUCCGUUACGCGCGGUUGACCGAUGCCCAAGUUGUCAAGCGACUGAUGCAGAUCUGCGAGGCCGAAAAGGUCGAGCAUUCCGAAGAUGGUAUUGCGGCCUUGGUGUUCAGCGCCGAGGGUGAUAUGCGUCAAGCGAUCAAUAACGUCCAGAGCACAUGGUCUGGAUUUGGCUUCGUGAGCGGAGACAACGUGUUCCGUGUUGUCGAUAGCCCACACCCCGUCAAGGUCCAGGCCAUGAUCAAGGCCUGCUGGGAGGGCAAGGUAGAUGCUGCCCUAGAAGGGCUUAAUGAACUAUGGACACUGGGAUAUUCCUCCCACGACAUUAUUAGCACUAUGUUCCGAGUCACCAAGACCAUUCCUACUCUCUCAGAGCAUUCGAAGCUGGAGUUUAUUCGAGAGAUUGGUUUCACACACAUGCGCAUUCUUGACGGAGUGCAAUCCUUGUUGCAGCUGAGCGGAUGCAUCUCGAAACUCUGCAAGAUCAACAUGAAACCCGAGCUCUUCGAACCCCCCAAGGCUUGA